GAAGCUGCUGCUCAGAGGCCGAUACAGAGUGAGGGAUCAGCGGCUGAGAGCACGGAGCAGCCCCGGUGUCUGCGGAGGUUCAACAACAACAAUACAAACAAAUAUCAUCAAAUAUCGUCAACAGCUGAAGGAUCUGCGUGGUUUUCCUGUACGAGCGGAAGAGUCCGGUGUUUGUGGAUGGAUUGAAAUGUUAUUGUGAAAGGAACACCCGCCUCCAGACCAGAUCAGCCCACUUAUCCCCCUGCAGACCUCCACAAGAAUGAACUCCUCGCCCAACAGCUCCCGCAACUCCAUCGACAUCCUGGAGGAGCUGCAGCUGAUUGCUGCACAGAACCUGGAGAAACUGGACGUGAGCAAAUACUUUGAGGUCGUCCGGGAACUGGGGAAAGGAACCUAUGGGAAGGUGGACUUGGUCGUCCAUAAAAUCAGAGGCACAAAAAUGGCCCUUAAGUUUCUGAAGAAGAAGACCACCAAGCUGAAGAGCUUCCUGAGAGAGUACAGCAUCUCCCUUUACCUGUCGCCCUGCCCGUUCAUCAUCAACAUGUACGGCAUCGCCAUCGAGACGCACGAGUACUACGUCUUCGCUGAGGAGUACGCGCUCGCCGGAGAUCUGUUCGACAUCAUCCCUCCUCAGGUGGGACUCCCGGAGACAGUGGCAAAGCGCUGUGUCCACCAGGUGGCAAUGGCUCUGGAUUACCUGCAGUGUAAGAAACUGGUCCACAGGGACAUCAAGCCCGAGAACAUCCUCAUCUUUGACGUGGAGUGCAGAAAGGUCAAGCUGUCGGACUUUGGCAUGACUCGCUGCGCAGGCUCUCCGGUGAGGCGCGUGAGUGGCACAAUCCCGUACACGGCACCCGAGUUGUGCGAUAAUUCGCGACAGGACAGUUUCUGCGUGGACCACAGCACGGACGUGUGGGCUUUUGGUGUCCUGCUCUUCUGCAUGCUGACAGGAAACUUCCCCUGGGAGAAGGCCAUGCCCAACGACACCUUCUACGAGGAGUUUGUCCGCUGGCAGCGUCGCCGGACGGCUACGGUGCCGUCACAGUGGCGCCGCUUCACUGCUGAUUGUCUUCAGAUGUUUCGCAAGCUCCUCUGCAUCGAGCAGGAGCGACGCUGCUCCGUCAAAGAAGUCUUCAGCUACAUCAACCAGUGCUGGAUGUUGGACACGGAGAACGGGAACAGCAGCAGUGAAGGUUUUAUGAGCAGCACUCCACGUCUGGACAUCAGCUCGUCUUCGUCUGAAGAAAAGGUGUUAGUGGACAGACUGAAGCAACAGAGCCUGUCUCCAGCCUGCGUGGCCUCCAAGGGAAGCAUCAUGAUGGACACCCACUACUCCUCCACGUCCAGCAACAGCUCACCGUCCUCCACCGGCGACUACGACCGGGCCAACAGAGAAAACAACGAAAGAGGGCGCAUCCUGGUGGCCACACCCAUCGAGAUCUGUGUGUAGACGCUGCAAGCACUGUGUGACCGGUUUACCUGCUCAGGUGUGAGCUGAUUUCUCCCAGUUUGAAGAAAGAGGGAGGAAGGUGUGGUGACACAUGCUCGGCGGGUCGGGACGUACAAUGUAGCCUCACCGCGGACUGAACCAUUUCUUUCUUCAUCAAACACCGAGGAAAUGACCGGUGAGACAAUCGCUCACUGUCGCUCCCUGCGUCUCUGCUUACGCUGCUGAAAGAGUUCAAGACAAACAAAAACAAAACAGCAAUAUGUUCUAAGGCUGCAACUCGCGAUUAUUUUCAUAAUCAAUGAAGUGAAAGAUCACGAUAAUCGAUCUAAUUAGUUGACGAUUAUUAAUCGCUCAGUUGUUGCCGUCCUAAUAUUCUUCACAUGUUUGAAAUAAUCAGUACAGAUAGAAUCUGUGAUCGUGUUGUGUUUAUUGUCGUGGAACACUUUGAAGUUUGGUAGAUGACGUGAAGUGUGUGUCUGUGAAAGUGUGUUUUCUUCUUUUUCUUUUGGAUUCAAAUGAUUUAUUUAUGUCGGAUGCACUUAUUUAUGAUUUGUUAUCGAGUGGCCUUGGACACCUGAAGUCUUCUCUCUGAAAACUGCAAUUUAUAUUUAAUUUAUUAAUAUUCUCCCUCAUGUUGUUGUCGUCGCUGUUGUCUGAAUGAUUUUAUUUUCCCUUCCUAAAAUGUCUAUUUCAUGUUUACCUGUGAUGCCUGAACCCACCUCGUAACAAUACAAACACCUUGUAGUCAAUGUGUUAUUGUGUCUUAUUUUGCUUAAACAUUCCUCCUUUAAAGGGCCAUUAAUGAACAAAACUGAGGAAAGUCCUGUAAAAUCACAAGUUACAAACGUGCAUGGUUCAUUAAAGAAUUUCUGAUUAGUGAUAAA
Molecule: messenger RNA, 2334 nt
Organism: Solea senegalensis (Senegalese sole)
Lineage: Eukaryota; Metazoa; Chordata; Actinopteri; Pleuronectiformes; Soleidae
Product: un-named sa1261
Exons: 4
Coding region: 260-1450 (396 amino acids)
Biological process (GO): peptidyl-threonine phosphorylation; peptidyl-serine phosphorylation
Molecular function (GO): ATP binding; protein serine/threonine kinase activity
Source: RefSeq, a predicted model, not a curated record